UACAGAAGUUUGCCGUUUGAUAAAUGUCUAUCGUAUUUUAUAUAUCUAUACCAUAAUUUGCCAAAUUAAAGAGAUUUCAUUUUAGAAUUGUAUAAAUAUACAAUCUUUGUAUAUCGCUUAUGGGAAUCGUACAAUAAGUAACGAGACAAAGACUGCUACCUUCUAACGCAUUUAAUGAAUUCUUCAAUUUAUUUACAUUCAGUUUAUCGCUACAAUAUAAUACACUAUUUUAUUAUCAAUUAUUAUUAUUAGAAAUUUGUAAUAAAUUAUCAUUACAGACUACUGGUAAAAUUUUUUAAGAGUGGAAGUGGAGGGCACAACAAAGCUGACAUGCAUAUUUUCUUUAAUAAAAGUAGUAAUAGAACGACAUAUUAUGGUUGUGCUUUAAGAAACCUCAUAUCGAGAUUUCUCGGCUACUUUAUUACAUUUGCUUCAUACCGAUACUUAUUCGUGGUCACCGCGAUAAGCAAUUUAUGUUUACAAUCUCGUUACUGGCCCGUACAAAACAAUGAGUCUGAACUAAAACUUAAAUAUUUGGUGUUUCAUACGGUUCCUAAAAACACGUCGCACAUUGAGAUGUAUUCAUCAAAUUCAGAAAAACAUAUAUAUUUAUUGUACUUAUAUACUUGUAAUAUUUAUAUUUUACGAUUUAUAACAAUGUAAUAAAACUGUACAAAAACAUAUCUGUAAUGACUACGAGGUCGAAUGAUUCAAGCACGAACGACUCCUUCCUAAAAGAAAGCCUUGUUCUCUUCCUUUAUGCAUGCACAUCAACGUACGACUGACGUAAUUAUGACUCAGAAAAAUUUAAGUAUAACGUCGACAAAAACGAUACUUUCGCACGACCAUUGACAGGACGUGGAUCUGCACGUAGCCUAUGUACAUAUACGAGAAACGUUUCGAUGAAGUUGCACGAACGGAGAGAACAGGAUACUGCGGUAGUCUGACACAUAACGACAAUUCAAUUACAUUAUGCGUGCGACUAAAUAUGCGUGAAUAAACAAAGAACAUUUUUUUUCUGCAUAGCUCCUUUUUUUUGCGAUGCACAAUCGUACAUUUAAUAUUUUUUUUUCUUUUUCCCGUGUCCCGACCGUACAUCUGGCUCGGCUACGCGUUUUGGCGAGGCGCGUGCCAGAAAUAGACGUCGGAUGCGACGCAGGGGGUGCAACGACAUUUAAACGAGUUCUUCAUCAACCGAGAAAGCACCCUCAGUUUGUUGGAAACUGUCGCUCGCGAACGCGGUUCUCCUUUCCCCGCUUGUCAAUUCGUUCGUCGGUCAACCAUCGGCAAUCUCAGUUUUGAUCCUCGGUCUCUCGUUCCAAUGCGAAUUAAUCGUCGUUUAACCAAUUAGGCCGAUCGCAUCAAGAGUCUGAGUGUACGCGGAGACAGCUUAAUGAGCCUAUCAAUCACGUGUCCUAACGUUUGUACUGGGAAGAGUUCUUUCAAACCGUGCAAACGAACUCUCUGCGCACGGUCGCGUUGCUUGUUGAUUGCAAUCAACUAACUAAAGUCGCAUUAUGGGUAGAAACGGAACAGGACCGGUGAUCAGGAUGUCUUCCGCAGGUACGCACUCCGCCGGAGGCGUCGGAUGUUGUUUCUGCAGGUGCUGCACGUGCAUACAUGUGGAAUUCCUGAAAACCAUGCCUGGUAUCUUGAAACUAUGCGAAACGAUUAUCAGUGGAUUGAUACAGAGUUUGUUAAUUAAUUAUGGCUUGAGAUACAGUACCACGAUUGGAUCAGCUUUCGAAGGGUCUCUGACCACGUCUUCCGCUUGCUUUUUAACGUCGGGGGUGUUACUCGCCUGUUACGUUGUGUCCGAAAAAUCGUACAGAUUAAUUAGAUCUUCACUCUUUGAAAUAAUGUUCAACGCUCUCGCUUCCUUUUUGUAUUUAAGUUCAGCUUCCUAUUUGGCAUUUUCGACUAAGAUAUUUCUUCUACCAGAAUAUUACAUCAGGCCCGGGUUCGAUGUUUAUCCUGCAAUGACAGCCGCAUACAUGAUGAGCGGCUUCGUAGGAGUGAUACACGCAGCUGACACGUAUUUUUCUUACACGCACUAUAAGACCGGAAGAUGAAUUCUACAAGGUGAAGGGGAGCACAAUUCGGGAGAAGCGGAAGUGAAGUUAUUUAUAAGUGCCUUUAAUCUUCAGUAUGUAUACAUGUACAUAAUAUAGCAUUCCAAACUUUGAUAUAUUUAACGAAAACGUUUAUU
Ceratina calcarata is the source of this 2209-nucleotide messenger RNA. It is a transcript of the gene sing, whose product is annotated as MARVEL domain-containing protein sing. NCBI's taxonomy places the organism in Eukaryota, Metazoa, Arthropoda, Insecta, Hymenoptera, Apidae. Gene Ontology annotation, cellular component: membrane. The record is from RefSeq and is a predicted model, not a curated record. The transcript is spliced from 4 exons. The coding region runs from base 1518 to 2072 and encodes 184 amino acids.